GCGCCUUUCGUUUUCCAUCCCGAACACUUGCUUGACUGCACGACUGCAACACAAAAAGAUAGGCUGGCAUUCAAAGUCAACACGAUGGUGUCCGACAACAGCAGCAAGAACGCUGCCAACCCCCCCAGCAACAGCAGCAAGGUUAGUUUUGACAGUACCCUUACUCCUCAAAGAUUCCUUGAUGUCGACGCUUUACAGACAGAGUGGUCCCCAAAGGAGGAACGAAUUGCUCGCUCCCAAUCUGGUGGCAUGAAAGUUCGGAGCCUCGAUGGCAACAAACGGCGCCUCCGCGGUGGCGACUUUGUAUUGAACAAGUGGGACGCAGCCGCCACGAUUGGUUUCUGUUUCAAAGAUAAGACUACCAAAAAGAAAUAUGGUAUUACCGUUGCCCAUCUGGCGGAUCACUGCCACUCUCAAACCGGCGCCGUGCUCCAAGAAGGCCGCGUGGGAGACAAGCUUUAUGUAUUUCUGUCGGACGAGCCAGAUGACACUACUGGUGAAUACGAAAAAGCUGAACUUGGAAAAAUUGUAUCUUUGGAACGAUCCACGGACUCUAUGGUGUUUGAGGUGGAAGGCAACAUCGAAGUCGAAUCUUACGUCCUCCACCCUUGCUUGGGACUUCAAACUCGGAUCUCUUUAGGCCCUUUCGAGAUGGGAGGCAUUGGUACAACCCUUGUAGGAUUUGGUGCUCAACGCCGUGGAACGCUUGGUCGAAUCAUGGAAGCAAGACUUGACAAUUGAACAUCAGUCGUCGCCGCCACCCAAGCGACGCCGGGUUGAUACCCAGAACGAGAAUGCCGAGCCCGCUGGAAAAGGAACGGUUUUGAAGAAGAACCCCUUGGUAUUCAAGACGAAGCUUGUCACGGCGCCUCCUUUUUGUGGCCAGGACGUUGUUUUCAAGAAACCACUUCAAGUGAAGACAAAAGAGGUUCCCCUUCCAGUGCGGGUGGAGUCGUUGCGUGUGAUACCUGAUCGCUAAGCCAAUCAAGGCAUCAACACUCUUUCGUCGUCAAUUUCUUGGACGUGAGCACAGUUGAAGAUCCAUUGAAGAUCACUUAGGCCAAGUGAAUCACUUAGGUAAAGUGCGAAACUCUGCCACUUAGCCUAUGUUUGCCAAAAGUGAGGGUCCCUUUUCGCGACGGUAGCCUACGGCUGUCUUUGCUUUCCCUGCCUUGAUUGUGCUCCAAGGAAUGGUCAAUGAUCCAAGAUCAGGCAGAAGGGAUUUCCAUGCAGAUGGGGUCUCGUGCAUGAUCGCUCGAUAGCUACCGUAGCAAGCAGUUAGUUGUCGCUGAUUUAAAAACUGAUCAUUAUAAAGAUUCUUGAAUCAUUUGGAGC
This is a messenger RNA of Seminavis robusta, 1335 nucleotides long. Lineage: Eukaryota; Bacillariophyta; Bacillariophyceae; Naviculales; Naviculaceae. The record is from the annotation of a GenBank genome assembly.